Messenger RNA from Dimorphilus gyrociliatus, 7829 nucleotides. NCBI's taxonomy places the organism in Eukaryota, Metazoa, Annelida, Polychaeta, Dinophilidae. The record is from the annotation of a GenBank genome assembly.
AGUUGUGACGUAGUAAGCAUACCCGUUAGGGGUGAUCAAACGUUUUACCUGGUUUUUAGAGAUUUGUGUGUCCGAGUUGACUACCUUGAAAAUAAAUAAAGAUCAAUGAUUUUUUUAAUGUGAUUUUAGAUAAGCUAUCAAGAGGUAAGAAAAUAAUUUAAAACAACUUGUUUAUCAAUUACAAACAACUACUUACAGGUGCAAAAAUGAAAUUUUUACUCAUUCCUGCUUUGUUUUUAAUACUCUCUAUAAAAGUUAUGGGCCAACCUAAUGUUUUACCUGCUGAUAAUGAAAGAAAAGUUAUUGUUCCCCCUCUUAUAUAUAUACAACCGAAAAGUAAUUUGACUUUCGUGCUUGGUGAAUCUAUAGAGAUGCCAUGUGUAGCAACUGGAGUUCCAGAGCCAAGAUACAACUGGACAUUCAAUAAUGUAUCUUAUGAUGCUUCAGGUGUUAACGGAAAAGUUGCUAAACAACCUGGCAAAGGAACUCUAAUCUUUGCAGAUCCACAACAAAGAGACGAAGGCACAUAUCAAUGUUUUGCAUAUAAUGAAGGGGGAGUAUGUAUGUCCAUAAAAAUAUACUUAAGAAUGGCGAUAUUAGACUCUUUCGUUAGUCGGAAGGUCACUGUCUUAGAACCAAGAUUGGGUGAUUCCCUUAAGUUGACUUGCACGCCUCCAAGAGCCUAUCCAGAACCAGAUAUAUUUUGGGCAAUUCUUGAAGAAAGAGGGUCUUUCUAUCCAAUAGAAGAAGAUGAUAGGAUAACAAUGGAUCCAGAUGGAAAUCUUUACAUAACAAAUGUGGCAGCGCGAGACAAACAAUCGGGUAAACGGUGGGCGUGUGUUGUUCAGAAUCGGCUCAUGAGGGAGAUUCGACACGGCGAAUACAAAGUUAUUGAACCAAUUUCCGGACUUCCGCAGUUAGGAUCUCCAACAAUUCUUUAUAGUCAUCCUACUACACAGGUGGCUGUGCGAGGAGAAACUUGGAAAGUUAAGUGUAUAUUUGGCGGCAAUCCAACUCCGAAUAUUGAUUGGAUAAGAGGAGAAGGUAAACCAAUACCAAAGUCAGCAAAAAUUGAAAGCUACAGCCAACAAUUGACAAUAUACGACAUACGAGAAGAGGAUGCUGGAUCGUACCAAUGCUCUGCAAUGAACUCCAACAGUCCACAACCCCAAAGACAAUCAUUUAACCUUAAAGUUGAAGCCGCACCAUAUUGGAUUCAUAAACCUAUGUCUCAAGACGUUGCCGAUAAUGAAAGAGUGGAAUUUCUUUGCGAAGGACAGGGUAAACCGGAUGUCGAGUAUUAUUGGUUUAUUAAUGAGAGGAAAUUAGGCGAUGCUCCACCUGAUCCAAAAAGAACUAAACUAAAAACCAAAAUGAUCUUUACAAAUGUAACAAAACAUGAUGUUAAAGUAAUCGCUUGCAACGUUACAAAUGCGCACGGCUAUAUAUUCGCUAGUGCUUACCUCAACGUCCAACUUGAGCCUCCGCAUAUUCGAAGAGCACCGAAAAUUGGAAUGAAAGCUGCAGAGGGUCAAACAAUCGAUCUAACUUGCGAAGUUUAUGGAAGUCCAAAACCUUUAGUUAUUUGGUACAAAGGACAAGAACAGCUAACCGGAGGAAGAUUUGAAAUACUGCCUGAGGGACACUUGAGAAUCACUGACGUUUCACUAGUUGACACAGGUACAUAUAGGUGCUUUGCUUCGAAUAGACUUGGAACUGCCUCGGCUGAAGGUACUCUGAUUGUACGAAGAAAAACUAUGAUAAGAAUUGCUCCGCAAGAUGUAACUGUUUAUGAAGGCACCGAAGCAAAAUUCACGUGUACUGCUACAACUGAUUCUGAAGAAAUUCAAAAUUUACGCAUCAGAUGGAAGAAGGAUAACGCUUACAUUGACUUUAGCGAAGCUCAAAGAAUAUUUCAGAAUUCAAUGGAUAAUUCACUAACGAUAUCAGGAACAAUAUCUUUAGAUACAAGUAAAUACAGCUGUGUUGCUGAAAACGGUUUAGACUCCGACGAAAAAACUGCUCAAUUGGUUGUGCAAAACAGACCCGAUCCACCGAAAAAUGUUCACGUGAAAUGCAAAUCUGAUGCACAACAACUAAAAGAGAACCAAGUUGAAGUUACUUGGGAACCUCGAAAAGAAAAUUAUGCUCCUAUUCUCAAUUUCAUUCUUCAGUACAACACCAGUUUUACACCUGAUAAUUGGGUCGACUAUGAAACAAACAUUAACCAGACACAAGAUAACAUUAAAGUCUUCCUUACUCCAUGGAGUAAUUUUACUUUCCGAGUAUUGGCUAGGAAUAAGAUCGGUAUAUCCGAACCUUCCACUCAUUCGAGCGAAACAUGUCUUACUGAAGAAGAUGUACCAAGUAAAAAUCCUGAUAAUGUCAUAGGUGAAGGCGAUGCUCCAAGAAAUCUAGUCAUUUUUUGGACUCCAAUGCCUCAAAUUGAGCAUCACGCUCCUAAUUUCAAAUACAUCAUCGAGUUCCGUCGAGCCGAUAUAUCAAAUUCAAAAAUUGAGAGAAAGACUGUGGAAGAUUGGUGGGAAAAUCAUUACCGAGCUGGUGAUAACCUACCAUCAUAUACACCAUAUAAUAUCACCAUUAGAGCUGUAAAUCGAAUCGGACCUUGUCCAAUAGAUCCUACAACUGUAGUAGGAUACACUGGAGAAGAACAACCAACUAUCGUUGUCGGAGCCAUAACUGUAAGUGAGGAUAGUAUAACAGAUUUUACUGCUCAGCUUCAGUGGCAACAAGUUGAUACUAAUCCUGAUCUUAUAAAAGGAUUUUUCCGAGGCUAUAAGGUUCAAUUCUGGAAAGAAGGAGAGAAAGAAAAAACAAUGAGAGAACAAGAUUUUAUUCUCCGCGAACCUGAGAAUCCCAUACAGCCUAGAAUACGCGGUCAGCAACUUUCGCGGAAAAAGAGAGAUUUAGAAUCAGUAGUUAAAGCUACUCUUACUCAUUUACCAGCAAAUUCCAGAAUUAUUGCCAGAGCUCUAGUUCUUAAUAGAUACUUCGCUAGUGCACCAAGCCCUGAAGUAUCCUUUCAAACAAAACCAGGCAAACCCGGACCUCCAUCUACGUUCAAUAUAGUCAAUCGAGGUGCUACACACUUUGAACUACGUUGGACUAAGCCCAGAGAAGUAAACGGUGAACUUGUUGGCUAUGAUAUCAGUUACCAAAUUGUUAAAGAUCUCAAUUUGGGUAGAUUGCAAUUUCGUGAACAAGUAUCCGAUCCUGAUGCUAAUUAUGCUAGAUUAACUGGUCUGAGACCAGAGACAAACUAUAGAAUAUAUUUAUACGCAGUAACAAAAGCAGGAAGAGGAGAGCCUAUAUUCCUCGAUAUGACAACGAUUCCGGCAUCGAGACCAUAUCCCCCUACAUUCUCUAUUACCGCAGUCGGUCGAACUUUUGUAAAUCUGACAUUCGAACCAUCUCGAAUUGGAAACCCCGGAAGUGUCUUCUAUCCACAAUAUAGAAUAAGAGGUUUCUAUCAUUGGACUCAUGCUCCUGACGAAGUAAUAGAUUUCAACGCAUAUAUCGGUGAUCUUGAGCCAGGAACAACGUAUCAGAUUAGAAUGAUGUCAAAGAAUGGUGAAACAUUCGAGAGUGCUAGCGAGUUCCAAGAAUUAAGGACGGAUGGUACUCGAGAAGGGAAAGCAUCAGCUAGUCAAGGCUGGCAUAUUGGACUGUGGAUAGGACUCAUUCUGGUCAUAGCAAUCUUCAUCGGCUUUAUAGUUGGUAAGAAGAGAACCGACGAAUGGUGGAAGGAUAAAGAAGAAGCUAUUGAUGAUGAAAUCCGAGCCUUACAAUCCAGACAAGCAGCGGAGCAUUUAAAUAUGGGAUUAACGAAUCAGUAUGUCGAAGGAGUGAGUCGGGAUUACGACGAUUAUUCAGCAGCUGAAUAUCGAGGGGAUCAAUAUCCUCCAGAAACUCCAGUUUCAGAAUAUGCUCCUACUUAUAAUUACGGUCAAGCAGCAAAAGUUCAUCAAGUCGAAGAUCCUCAGGAGAAAAGCUCGACUUUUUUUUCAUUGCUUGUAUGCUUUGUAAUUAUUGUACACGGAGAAGUUCAGCCACCUGCUGCCGAUAAUGAAAGAAAAGUAAUUGUCCCUCCACUUAUAUAUUUACAGCCUGACAAAAACUUGACUUUUGUUAUUGGUGAAUCUGUUGAAAUGCCAUGUGUUGCUUCUGGGGUUCCCGAACCGAAAUAUCGGUGGGAAUUUAAUGAUAGACCAUAUGACCCAUCCGGUGUAGGUGGAAAUGUAGCCAUUCAGCCAGGCAAAGGAACUUUAAUCUUUGCUAAACCAGAAACUAGGGAUGAAGGAAUCUAUCAAUGUUUUGCUGAAAAUGAAGGAGGGACUUCUAUUUCUAUAAAAGUAUAUAUGAGAAGAGCUAUUUUACAUGCUUUUGAUUCUAAAUUACCAAGAACACUUUAUCCCCGACUUGGUGCUCCCCUAAAGUUAUCAUGUACACCUCCGAGAUCUUAUCCCAAAGCAGAUAUUUUUUGGGCUCUUGUAUCAGAGAACGAUUUUUUUGUUCCGAUUGAACUAACUCAAAGAAUAACGAUGGAUCCUGAUGGAAAUUUGUACAUUACUGCUGUUGAGGAAGGGGAUAAGCAAAAUGGACUAAUUUGGGCAUGCAUGGUUAAAAACGAACUUAUGCGAGAAACUAGACAAGGCGAAUACAAGAAAGUACAGCCUUUGACUGGUCAAGUUCAACUAGGAUCACCUACAGUUCUUUAUCAUCAUCCUAGAACACAGAUUGCUCUGAGAGGAGAAACGUGGAAGAUUAAGUGUAUAUUUGGGGGUAAUCCAACACCUCACAUCAACUGGCAUAGAGCUAAUGAGCCACUUCCUGAUAGGCAUAAAUUAGAGAGUUUUGGUCAAGAAUUAGUCAUAAAUGACAUUCGAGAAAGUGAUAAUGGAGUUUAUCAAUGCUCUGGAAUCAAUUCCAAUAGUAUAAGGCCUGAAAGAUUUUCAUUUGAUUUAAAGGUAGAGGCUGCUCCGUAUUGGGUGAAUAAACCAAUUUCACAAGAGAUUGCUGAAAAUGAACGAGCUGAAUUCCUUUGCCUGGGAAACGGUAAACCAGAUGUCGAGUACUUUUGGUUUAUAAACGACAAGAAAUUAGUCGACGCUCCUGCUAAUCCUAAUAGAUUUGUGUCUAAAAAUAAAAUGAUCUUUACAAAUGUUACAAAAGAUGAUAUUCAAGUCAUCGCUUGCAACGUUACAAACACGCACGGUUAUGUUUUCGCUAGUGCUUACCUCAAUGUUCAAGUUGAACCUCCACAUAUCCGAAGGGCACCGAAAAUUGGAAUGAAAUCUGCUGAGGGUCAAACAAUCGACCUAACUUGCGAAGUUUAUGGAAGUCCAAAACCUUUAGUUAUUUGGUACAAAGGACAAGAACAGCUAACCGGAGGAAGAUUUGAAAUUCUACCAGAAGGGCAUUUGAGAAUAAUAGAUGUCAGUUUAGUUGACGCAGGAUCGUAUAGAUGUUACGCGGAAAAUAAUCUUGGAAACACAACAGCUGAAGGUACUCUAAUUGUACGAAGAAAGACAAUGAUAAGAAUUGCUCCGCAAGAUGUAGCUGUUUAUGAAGGUACUGAAGCAAAAUUUACUUGUUCAGCAAAUACAGAUUCUGAAGAAGUGAAGAACCUUAGGAUUAGAUGGAAAAAAGAUAAUGCAUUCAUCGACUUCGAAGAAGCCCAAAGACUGUUCCAAAACACAAUGGAUAACUCAUUAACAAUAUCUGGAACGAUAUCCUUAGAUACAAGUAAAUAUACCUGUGUUGCUGAUAACGGUUUAGAUUCUGAUGAAAAAAGUGCACAAUUAGUUGUACAAGGCCGUCCAGAACCUCCAACAGAGGUUUCAGUCAUUUGUAGAUCAAGCACGCAAGAAUUAGAAGAAAAUCAAGUAAAAAUAAGCUGGCAAGCUCGAAAGGAAAAUUACGCUCCUAUUCUUAAUUACAUUGUCCAAUAUAACACAAGUUUUACACCUGAUAAUUGGGCUAAUAUUGAGACAAACAUAAGCCAAACACAGGAUAAUAUUAAAGUUUUCCUAAGUCCUUGGAGUAAUUAUACAUUCCGAGUAUUGGCUAGAAAUAAGAUCGGUAUAUCCGAACCUUCUAUGCAUUCGCGUGAAAUGUGUUUUAUCGAAGAAGAUAUACCAGAUAAAAACCCCGAUAAUGUAUUAGGAGAAGGUGAUGCUCCGCGGAACCUGAUCAUUUUUUGGACUCCAAUGCCUCAAAUUGAGCACAACGCUCCCAACUUCAAAUAUGUUGUAGAAUUCCAGCGUGCUGACAUUGCAAAUUCAAAAGUUUACAGAUACAAUGUAGAAGACUGGUGGGAAAAUCACUUUCGAGCUGGCGAUGAGUUACCCUCAUACACACCAUAUAAUAUAACCGUCAGAGCUGUCAAUCGAAAAGGCCCCUGUGAAAAACAACCUGCUAUCGUUACAGGAUAUACGGGAGAAGAAAGACCAACAGUUCAAGUUGGAACAAUAACAAUUGAUGAAUCUUCUAUAACAGAUUCUACGGCUGAACUUCAAUGGAAACAAGUCGACACUAGACCUGAAGUUAUCAGGGGUUUCUUUCGAGGCUAUAGAAUUCAGUUCUGGCAAGAAGGAUCAAUGGAGGACACUAUAAGAGAGCAAGACUUUAUUCUGCGAGAAGGUGAAAGUCGUGUACAACCCAGAAUCCGCACACAAUUCGUAUCGCGUUCAAAGAGAUCACUCAAGUCUGAAGUGAAAGCUAAACUUACUCAUUUGCUUCCAAAUUCCAAAAUUGUCUGUAGGGUUCUUGUUCUCAAUAGAUAUUAUGCAGGUGAUCCAAGCUCAGAAGUUACUUUUAAUACAAAACCAGGCAAACCCGGACCUCCAUCUACGUUCAAUAUAGCCAAUCGAGGUUCUACACACAUUGAACUACGUUGGACUAAGCCCAGAGAAGUAAACGGUGAACUUGUUGGUUAUGAUAUCAGUUACCAAAUUGUUAAAGAUCUCAAUUUGGGUAGAUUGCAAUUUCGUGAACAAGUAUCCGAUCCUGAAGCUAAUUUUGUCAGAUUAACUGGUCUGAGACCAGAGACAAACUAUAGAAUAUAUUUAUACGCAGUAACAAAAGCAGGAAGAGGAGAGCCUAUAUUCCUCGAUAUGACAACGAUUCCGGCAUCGAGACCAUAUCCCCCUACAUUCUCUAUUAUGGCAGUCGGUCGAACUUUUGUAAAUCUGACAUUCGAACCAUCUCGAAUUGGAAACCCCGGAAGUGUCUUCUAUCCACAAUAUAGAAUAAGAGGUUUCUAUCAUUGGACUCAUGCUCCUGACGAAGUAAUAGAUUUCAACGCAUAUAUCGGUGAUCUUGAGCCAGGAACAACGUAUCAGAUUAGAAUGAUGUCAAAGAAUGGUGAAACAUUCGAGAGUGCUAGCGAAUACCAAGAAUUUAGGACGGAUGGUACUCGAGAAGGGAAAGCAUCAGUUAGUCAUGGCUGGCAUAUUGGGCUAUGGCUUGGUCUAAUUGCAAUAGUAGCAUUGCUUGUAGCCUUUGUAAUUGUUAAAAAGAAAACAGACGUUUGGUGGACGAAAAAAGAAGGAGAAAUAGAUGAUGAAAUCCGAGCUUUACAAUCUAGACAAGCAGCUGAACAAUUGAACGAAGGUUUGGGGAAUCAGUAUAGUGAAGGGGCAAGUAGAGAUUACGAUGACUAUUCAAUAUCGGAAUAUAAAGGUGAUCAAUACGAGUAUCCGCCAGAAACACCCGUAUCGGGAUACGCACCAUCCUACGAUUUCGAUCAACCACCAAACACGCAACAAAAUCAAGAAUCCGAAAAGAAGGGUUCAACUUUUGUCUAG